AUUUGGCGCCAUCCUUGGUUUGGUGCAGGGUGUCUCCAUGUUAGGUGGUUUCUUUCCUUAAGCUUAGAAUUAGUGUUUGCUAAAAAUAAACGAUUGUCUGCGCACAGUUUUAGCACACGGUCACCAUUAUCGGUUCACUGAGUCGGAAUACUAAAAUACCCACCUAAAUGUCUUUCUGUUUGGUUUAAGCUACCUACUUGGGCAUUGAAGUCACCUGUUACGAGUACUACGUCUGUGCGUUUAGCUUUCCGAAGAAGUUCAGAGAGCUUUCCGUAAAGGUGAUCUUUCACUUCAGCCGGGAUACAGUCAGUAGGAGCGUAAGAAGAAAUGACGUGUGUCUCUAUCUUUCCGAGUUCUUACGAAGCCGUUUAACCGAACAGCACAUAGACGACUGUUAACGGAGAUCCAUUCCAAUAGUGCUUGUUCUUCCCUCGUACUUAAUGCUAUGCAUACACCCGCCAGUUCACGAGAAUUAGCCAUCGGGUCACCAGAUACACAGAGGGUGUAUCUCGUUGGCUCUCCGUUUUGCCGAGGUGAGGUCAAGUGAAUGACCACACUAGGAUUCUGUAUGCAUGUAUCAAAGGCACUGCAUGCAUCAAUGGUACGAAAUUCUAGGGCUUUAGCCAAGGAGGCUUGCUCACCGAUUUGACAUAGGGUGGUGCGUAUGUUAAAGACUCCAGUGUGUAGUUUGGAGCGAGGUUUCAGUAGACCUGAGACAGCGUUUUGCGCACUAGAAUGGUUGGCCAUGGUGACACUUGCGGAGGAAGCCAAAUGAGGAAGUUUAGUGUUAAGAGUCGAUGUAGGAGGAAUAGUAGGAAUUGAAGAGGGAGAUUGAUUAUGAAUACGGUGAUCUCAAGUGCUGUUAGAGUUAUGAGGGCGGUUAUCACUCCCCGGUUGCCCACACUGUGGAAGGGAUCUUUUGGAGGUACCUGAAAAGGAAAUUGGGUUAGAGGUGGUCUUAGUGACCUGAGAGCGUGAUCGCAGUACCCAACCAGUGCUUGAGGUUGGUCACUUACGAACUUUUUAUGAGUAGUUUUUGUAUUAGCUCCGUGCUUGUUGAGACCCUACUGCCGGAGACGGAUAUCCGUGAGAUAGGGCGAGGUGUGCAUUUUUAGGGUCGACCUUUUCUAACCCCACUCUUCCUUGUGGGAAGGCAGCAUCACUGUUAUUCUGGUUGUCAGAAGGAAACACCUUACUGCCGUCACACCUCCAUACAGUCAGCAGUACAACUUCGCCUUCGGACAUUGGGUUUGCUGCUUUUAGUCUUACCGUUCUUCAACCAACCUGUCUGGCAUGAUAGGACCUUGAGGAACGAUCGUUCCAGCUAAUAUAACUCGAUUGGUUCAUUACGAUAGGCAAGCCCGAUCACCACAUCAUGGUAGCAGCAACGGUCGGGUAAAAAAUAUGAACGGUAAAGGAGUCGAAAUCGUUAUAGUAGCAAUGACAAUGAGAUAGAAUAAACUAAAGAAUAUGGUUCAAGAUGUAAGGGAAAAGUGUGUUUAAUGAUACUAGAACUCAUAAUAUAGGGGAAGAUAAAGAGUAAAUGUAUUUGCACUACCAUGAUCGAUCUUAAGUCAUUUAACUCUACGUCUCCAACCACUGGUUGUUGUUAAUGCAUGAACCCAAAUCAAGCAGUCUGAACCUGGCAACAUGAAGCAAACCAACAGUCAUUGACUCAGUCAGUCAGUAUCAACGUAGGACUUCGUACGUACGUACAUCAGUUCGAGUUGCCACAUCACAUUAGCACAGAGAUGCAGUGGUCAAUUCAAAUCCCGUAGUGGUAGAGGUAAUGAGAGUCUUAGCAGUAGUCGGGAAGAUUAGUGUUUGGAGAUGUUAUUUAAAGAGUAUAAUACAGUGAAAUAAACUUGGGAAGAGAAAAAAAGAGACAAGGGGGAAUCAGGAGAUCAAAAUUUGGGAGAACACAAAGAAUGGAUGCACCUGCGCCAUUGCAAACGAUUUUGAGCCAUGUCAUUCAGGGUCUCUAACCAUCGGUUGCUAUCAUCUCACGGUCCCCAACCAGGUAGUCUACACCUACCGACAUGACUCAGACCACUUGUCAAUGACUUCAUGGACUUGUGCCAUGUUUUGGUCUGGCCGCCCCUAGCUUUCUUCCAAUCUACUCCUAUACCACUGAACAUCACACGUCGAGGCAGUCGGUUGUUGGGCAUACGUAACACAUGUCCCAGCCACCUCAACUGAAGUUUCACCACGUCAUCAAUUGAUUUGCCAUCCUUACCUAGUACCCGUUUCCUAACAACUGCGUUACUCACUCGAUGGUCCCAGGAUAUACGAGCAAUAUUUCGAAGACACCUAUGAUAAAAUACUAGUAACCUACGGAUAUCCUCUAUUCUUACCGGCCAUGUUUCACUGCCAUAAAGUAGGACGGAACGAACUGCUACGCAGUGAACCCGUCCUUUGGUUGAUAGGCGAGAUAUCCGUCUAUCAACCAAAGGACUUCAUGGGCUGAUAUCACCUUUUGGUCUGGUCACUUAUGUUUCGUCUAAUUUACUCCUGCUCCAACCGACAUUGUGGGCGUUGGUUUGUGAUUCAUAACAUUUGUCGUAGUCACCUCAAUUGAUGAAGAUUCUUAGCCUCAUCAUCCGAUUCACCUUUUUCCCUAGUACCCUAAGUCUAACCUCAAUAUUACUUACCCCGUCAUCAUGUGAUGUGGAAGCAAUGCCUCAAAGACAUUUAUGUUCAAUAGCCUGAAGCCUAUCCAUGUCUUCUGCCCUUGUAGAAUAUGUUUUAUAUAGAGCGGACUGCUGCACAGUGUACUCGCCCCUCGGUUAACAGACUGACAUCUCAUCUACGUCACAAGUAACACAAGUUAUCGAAAGCUAGACGAAAUUAUUGAUGACAAAUAUUUAUGUUUUCAGCUAUUGCUUUGUGAUUUCUGUUAAUGUGAUGAACUACAGGACGUUUGCCAGAUUCUUCGUUCAGUAACAUCUAAUUUGAUUUCUUUUUGAUGUCAUACAUCGACUUUAAGGAAACUGGUACAAUCACCAUACAUUUGUAUGAUUUGAAUCAUGCUAAGUAUGUACAGAUAAACUAGUGAAUGAAAAACCAAGAGAUUUUAUUUCAAGCAAUACUCUGUUCUGAAUUUUGCAUAUAAAUUUCACACUUUCAUGGUCUUAUUUGUCACAAUGGUCUUGGUUAAUAUUCAGUAAUUAUCAACUUGGUUUUUCUUCUGCAGUUGUCGCCUCUCAACAUGCAAAUUGUCGCUGAAAUCACUGCAUACACUCGGAUUCCAAAAGUGGAGCUUGCUCGGAUGUUGCAAAAACGUCCAUAUGAUUAUAUUAUGGCCACUUAUAUGAUAAUGGAAUCAGUUUUGGAGGAGGAGGAUGUGUUUAUCCGACUUCAACGCCGCAUUAAUCCACCCCCUAGUGCAGCAGUACCAUCUAAGAAGCUUCAUACACUUUCUUGUCGUCAAAUUCGAGAUGAAAAAUUUUCAGCUUCAGCCCCCAGUAGUACCCCACUACACCGUGGAAACGUGACUGUUCCAUCAUCGGUACCCGGAGCUCCUUUGCAUGUUAGAUCUGGCAACUUAAUCCAAGCUGCUUUUAUUGAUGAAUCCAGUACUUCUGAUUUACUUAUCGAAGCUGAUAAAAGUACCAAGCUCAAUUCAUCUUUCUCUCCAUCUAAACGUGAUAUUUUUCCAACUCAAAAUAAACACAGAACUGGUCAUACCAAAAGCGAAAUCGAAAAUUGUCCUCCUCAGUUCUUUUACCCUGAUAUGGUUCCAGUGAAUAAAAUGAUCCCUCAAUCUCGAGGUAAAGUUGCAGAUCAUCCUGGUCUAUCUCCCAGUCGUUCCGUUGACUCUCAGCUCAUCAGUUUGACUCAUGAUUUUCACAAUGCGCAAUUGACUGAAAAGAGACGUCCUAUUUCGGUAACUGAGGCUACUAGUGAGGAUAACUUAUCUACCGCUUACUCAUCGUUGUCAUCGCAAUUACAGCAUGAAAUAGCAUCUCUCCACUCAAGUCCUGGCCUCGCCGGUGAUGACUUCUCACAAUCCCAAAGUUCAGCUGAUGAAUGUGGAACCAAUUCAAGUCGUUUUCCUGAAGUUAGUAGUUGGCGCAAUUUCGGGCGUCUACGAAAAGCUCUUACUCCAAAAAACGUCGUGCCAGAUGGUCGACUUGUUGUGGAUCGGUUACGAAAAACGCGUCAUUUAAACAAUGUGUUAAUUGUACGAAACGACUUGAGUCCUGGUCAGGUGUUUGAUCAAAUAACUGCAGCAUUAAAGCAACAGUCUAUACGCUUUACUCUUAAAGGAUCUGGCUUCCUGUGCGUUUUCGCCAAUGAUUGGGGAAAAACUGUGCUAUCAUUCGAACUGGAACUGGUUUAUGUUUCAGCCAGGGCAGUCGAAGCUUCAGUUCGGCGUCGAAUGACUUUAAAAUCAACGUCACCAGCAGCCCCCAUGGUUCCUGCGCAUUCAAGUGAAAUUUCAAACCAUCCUGGGAUGGCUACCAAUACAUCGACUUCUUCUAAAGGUUCCUCCCGUCUACCUUCAAAUUCUCGCGACCAGCAUGAUCGAAUGCUUGGAAUAAAGAUGAAACGUAUUCGUGGUGACUCAUUCAUGUACACCAGCUUAUGUCGUACUAUUCUUGACUUAGCUGGUUUGCGACCAGAAAAUUAAGAUCUUUUUUUACAAUUCUGACAAACCCGUCAAUCUAUUCCCCAAGCGUUUGUGAUAGAACAAUUAACACAUCUAGAUGAAUGCAAUGAAUAUUAUGCUAACAAUAAAUGCUAAUGAUUUCAUA
Messenger RNA from Schistosoma margrebowiei, 4757 nucleotides. NCBI's taxonomy places the organism in Eukaryota, Metazoa, Platyhelminthes, Trematoda, Strigeidida, Schistosomatidae. The record is from the annotation of a GenBank genome assembly.